Messenger RNA from Myxocyprinus asiaticus (Chinese sucker), 5498 nucleotides. RefSeq names its product F-box/LRR-repeat protein 16-like. Gene Ontology annotation, biological process: SCF-dependent proteasomal ubiquitin-dependent protein catabolic process. Gene Ontology annotation, molecular function: protein binding. The transcript has 7 exons. The record is from RefSeq and is a predicted model, not a curated record. Bases 309 to 1790 code for a protein of 493 amino acids. NCBI's taxonomy places the organism in Eukaryota, Metazoa, Chordata, Actinopteri, Cypriniformes, Catostomidae. Gene Ontology annotation, cellular component: SCF ubiquitin ligase complex.
CUUUGUGUGGAGAAUCAGAAUGAGCGGGCAUUAGAUGCUGUUAGGGAAUUCAUUCGAUUGUUUAAUAUAUCUUUCCAUAAAUAUAUGAAGUGAUAUUUUCCGGCUUUGGUGCUGAUUGAGGUUUACACCUCUAUGGCAACAUCGGCAUAUAAUAUUAUCGUCAUCACCUCCUCAAGGAAAUAACGGGUAGGGCUGCUGGUAUAUUUAUUUAUUUUCCCCUCAUGCGUCCUGCAACGUUGUUGGGAAACGCGAACGAGCCAGGCAGCGAUAUUUUACUGAUCAUGGAUUAAAGCUUGUGUGAGCUGCAUAUGAAAGAAAGGCUUCCAAUGCUGAAUAUGUCCACUCCCAGUGACCUUAAGUCUCCCUGCAUGACACGGAACGGCAUGGUCAAGCUGCCCCCCCAGCCCAACGGCCUCGGUUCGGCCAGCAUCACCAAAGGCACUCCAGCUGCCAAGAACCGCCUCUGCCAGUCCUCCUCUGUGCCCACCAUCUUGCCUCCCCCUAGCCUGCCCUAUCACCUGGAGCCCCUGCCCACAGCGGCCUCACUGCUAGGCCCCGACCUGGACACAAGCCCAGUGACUGCCAUCAAACCCCACCUCAGGCAAUUCCCCAAGCCCCUGCUGGAAAGGCAACUGGUGCUGGAUGAGAAGGUGCUGAACCGGCUCUUGUGGUACUUUACAACGACCGAAAAGUGCAUACUCGCCCAGGUGUGCAAGACAUGGAGGAAGGUGCUCUACCAGCCCAAGUUCUGGGAGGGCGUGACACCCAUCCUGCAUGCCAAAGAACUCUACACUAUCCUGCCCAAUGGGGAGAAAGAGUUUGUUAGCCUGCAGGCGUUUGCUCUCAGAGGCUUCCAGUUCUUCUGUCUGGUUGGCGUCUCUGAUUUGGACAUUUGUGAGUUCAUCGACAACUAUCCGCUGUCAAAGAAGGGAGUCAAGUCUGUCAGUCUGAAGAGGUCGACUAUAACGGAUGCAGGACUUGAGGUGAUGUUGGAACAGAUGCAGGGGUUAAUGCACCUCGAACUGUCCGGCUGCAAUGACUUCACGGAGGCCGGUCUGUGGUCCAGCCUGAAUGCACGGCUUACCUCCCUUAGCGUCAGCGACUGCAUCAACGUGGCUGACGACGCCAUCGCCGCUAUUUCCCAGCUCCUUCCCAACCUAUCGGAGCUCAGCCUGCAGGCCUAUCACGUAACCGACACAGCCAUGGCCUACUUCACCGCCAAGCAAGGCUACACCACUCACACGCUGCGCCUGAACUCCUGCUGGGAGAUCACCAACCAUGGUGUCGUCAACAUGGUGCACAGUCUGCCCAACCUCACCUCCCUCAGCCUGUCAGGCUGCUCAAAGAUCACCGAUGAUGGUGUGGAGCUGGUGGCUGAGAAUCUAAGGAAGCUCCGGAGCCUGGAUUUAUCCUGGUGCCCCCGCAUCACUGACAUGGCCCUGGAGUACAUCGCCUGUGACCUGCACAAGCUGGAGGAGCUGGUUCUGGACCGGUGUGUGCGAAUCACAGACACAGGCCUGGGUUACUUAUCCACCAUGUCCACUCUGAGAAGUCUCUACCUGCGCUGGUGCUGUCAGGUGCAAGACUUUGGGUUACAGCAUCUAUAUGGCAUGAGGAGUCUUCGACUUCUCUCUCUAGCAGGCUGCCCUCUGCUGACCACCACUGGCCUUUCAGGCCUGAUCCAACUGCAGGAUCUGGAGGAGCUAGAACUGACUAACUGCCCCGGCGCCACCGCCGAACUCUUCAAAUACUACUCCCAGCAUCUGCCACGCUGCAUGGUCAUCGAGUAGAACAAAGAGCUUCACGGGCCCCGGCACCCUCCAUAUCACCAAAACCUCCUCCUACAGACUGAUGAUAAACCCAACUUCAUCCUGGACCCACAGGGAGGGAAAUUGAAAAGAAGAAACAAAAUUUUUUUUCUGGAGGGGUGAAAAGGGAUCAUUGACAUGGAAGAUCUGAGAAAGGGUUGGAACAGGCCUUGACUGACGAGCAAGAGGGAAACUGUAUAAAGCGGAGUGGGUCAGAGGCUAGAUCUUUCAUUCAAUAAUAUGACUCAUUGUAAUCAGCCCCCACACAUACAUGAACAUGUUCCUCCACUGAACUUUGAGACUAGCUUCCAUGUCUCAUCCUACCUUGUUUUAUCUCGAAGUGAAAAAGGUGUGUUGCCAGUUUAAGCUGUCUCUCAUAUCCAGGGAAAGGUAGUGAGAGGGAAAAAUAGAGGAACCAAGAAGUCAAAGGGAAAGAAAGAGGUAAAAGAGCCACUGCAACAAGGUCUCUUCACUUUUGUCCAGCGGCAUCUGGUUUUCUGUUCCCCUCAGUGGUGCUGCCACUCCAUUUUGGUGUCUUAUCAAAGGACUCUAGAGAUGAACAGCUACGUAGAUUUCCACAUACACGCUACUCCCUUAUUGUCAUGCGGUUCUCUUUUUUCGUUUUUUAAAUAUUAUUUUUUUAAGUAUUAUUUUUGAUGAAAAGGAUUACUGUGAAAUAUUUAUGGUAUGUGAUUGAGGUUUCGAACGCUUUUUGAAUGAGAUGGAAAUCCAGGUACGGUGAUGGUACAGUAAAAGGAGGUACUGUCCUUUAAAAAGGAACCAGCAUUAUCAGAAGUCAGGAGGAUAUUUUAUCCCCCCAACAGAAUGCUCCUUUAAAGACAUAUUUAGAGUCCAGAACUUUUCGUGGAAGAAGAAAUGGAAUGGAACUGCUACAUUUUUUCUGUGGUUUAAAGGUGUUACUGCCAGGUUCUGUAGUUUAGAAACCACCCUCACAAUUUUACUCAUCUGUGGCUCCUACCUCAUUGAAUGAUGGAGUACAUGGAAUACAGGUACGCAGGGGGAUUAAUAGAAACAGCCAUUUGUUCACUUCCAACCGAGACUCUACCUGCUCACCCCAUACCAAACCCUACAAUUUUCCUCUCAGGAGUUUAACUUGCUGCUCAGAUCAUCUCUGUUGGGUCUGCUUUGAUGCUGACCUUUAUGAAGAUACUGUUCAUGUAUUUUACCAAGUUUUAACCAUAAUGCAUGUAAAGGACACUAAUAAGAUUAUGGCCAACUUGAAUGACAAAAUUUUGGAGUCUUAGGCAAAUUUUUUAAUUAAAAAUAAGCCCUUAUACAGCAACAAAAAAAAAAUUCUUAAUCAUUUUUGGUCUUGUUUUCCAGUAAAAAUAUCUAAACUUACUUUAAAUAAAAUACAUUUUCUUUAGAAGCAAAAUUACAUUAGAUAUUAAGACUUGUUCUCAGAGAAUUUGUCUUGUAUUAGGUUUAUUUUUCAUACCUCUCGGCGAUUUCUUUUUUUUUUUUUCUUGUUUUCUUGUUAACAUAAAUUAACAAAAUGUACUGACUUUUAUGGUUAAAAAAAGACAAAAACAAUAUGCCAUUUGGGUAAUUUUUUUACUAAAGCUUAAUUUAAGAUAUACUCUCUGAAAACAAGUCUUAUUUUCUAACAAAUUUGUCUCUGAAGUAAUUUUUUAAUAAUUAAAUAAUUGCCUCUAAAAGGAUGUUUAGACAUUUUUACUGGGAAACAAGACAAAUACUGAUUAUGAAAAUCAUUUUUAUUUUGGGGUGUUCUAGUGCAAUGCGUUUACCUCUGAAUAUUAUAAUAAUCUGUGGUCAGGUAUGGUAAUACAUGUAACUGCUACUUUUAUUCUUCAGGAAAUUGUACAGAAAUUAACUUUUAGAUCAAUGACAGAUGCUUUGGGGCUUUACAACAGCCAAAUCUCUCUCCAAAAGAAAGUGUGGUCACAAUUAAUGAGAACAAAAAGACAGGCUUUCCCUCUAGCACUUAAAAGGUCAGGAUAAUUCCAACAUCAUGUUUUUAAAGUGGACAGUACCCAAGCCCAACCCAAAUCCUCUAGGCUUUAAAGAUAAGAGGGUAUAUCUGCUAAAAGAUACAUUAACAAAAACAUUAACACUCACCUCAGACAGUCGAUAUCUCUUCAUGUAUAUAGUGGCCUCGUUAAUGAGGGGGUCACAGCUAAUCAGUGUUAAUGGCUACUGCUUAUCCGAACGAGAUCCCAACAGGCUCUUAAUCAUACUACUUUGUGUGACUUUAUUUAUCUUUUGUAUCAUUUAAGUUUUUACGUAUUUAUUUGCUUUCAUUUAUGGGUAGUGGGUUAAUUUAUUGACAUGAUGCACAUAUUUAUUUCUUUAUUAAAUUGACUAGGAUUCUAUGAGGUUGUUUGUUUAUAAGUACCUUUCCCCAUGUUUUUAUUUAUUUUUUUAAGGAAACACAGGAGACAGGAAAUAGCGGGGGAAGUGGAGUUGAUUUGUGAGAGACAGGGUUUUGUUUACCAUUACGUUUUAUGUUGUCAGAUGAAUUGGAUGAGCAGCCUCGUUUUGCCAAGGCUGCAGUGAUUCGAACAACUGCGGUGCCUGUUUCUGGUGGCCACGAUGUUGACACACAGCUGAAAGAGAAGAAUAGAAGGGAUGGACUGGAUGACAGAGGCCAGGCUGACACUCAGUUGACCUGCCUUUUCUAACCCUCCCACAGACCCUUCCUCUCAUGUUUAGUGACUGAUCUAUUUCCAAGCCUUCUUUUUGGUUGUAAAAUAGCAGUCUGUUGAGAGUUUACAUGCACAAAAGUACGCUGAAAAAAAGCGCAACAUGACAUUUGAAAUAGUCGGAUCAUUCUCCAUUUUUGACGUCAAAACAUAAACAGUCUUGCGCAUAUUGGAUAAGUCGGUAAGAAGGUCGGUAUGGGGGUAAUUGGCAAAAAACUACCCGUGUUGAUCGUUUUUUUUCUUCUUAAAGCUGAAGUAUGUAACUUUUUCAGUGUUAAAAUCAGUGGUGUAGUAGUGACUGAAGAGGUGGGCAUACUGUGAUUUUACUGAGAGCACAAGAAAACUGUGCUUACAUGAGACCUGAAAUAAUCAGAUUAUUCUUUGCUUUUGACAUCAAAACAAAAAGAGACAUGCACACAAAACUUGCACACGUUGGAAAAACCCAUAAGAACGCCAGUAAAGGUGUUUUCAUGCAACACAAAAUCAGGGUAAUGGGCAAAAAUCUACUUGUGCCGAUCGGCUUUAUGCUUAAACCGUUUAUGACCUUAACCCGAUUAGGAAAAAGCGCUUUAGGUGUUUACAUGACACACACGUUUGUCGGUUUAUUAAGCAUCAUUGGUAUAAGAACGUGCAUGUAAACACUAAAUUGUCUCCAGGAUUGGAUGUUGAAUAUUCCGCACCAGUUUAUAUGCCUGACUUCAGUCGUAGCCCUGUGUUUAAUUGCUUUGAGGUCUCGUCGUUUACUAGCAGAAAUGUUGCAGUAUUUACCUUUUAAAGAAGAGAACAGCUUUUACACACUUGCAAAGAUCUGAAAGAAAUUCCAUUAAAGAGCUUUUCAUCUUUUGUGCCUCCAUUGAUAAUGUAAACCAGAACCAUUUGAGAUGAUAUAAAGAGAAUAAUUAAUAGAUAUAUCAUUAAGGCAUUGCAUAGUAUUUAAGGACUAUUAUAUGAAACUGUCAGAGAUAUUGUAUUAAUCUUGUAUAAAUACUAUGGUUUUCACUUCAAA